Corythoichthys intestinalis (scribbled pipefish) is the source of this 3003-nucleotide messenger RNA. RefSeq names its product xylose isomerase-like. Gene Ontology annotation, biological process: carbohydrate metabolic process. The transcript is spliced from 18 exons. The record is from RefSeq and is a predicted model, not a curated record. Bases 54 to 1790 code for a protein of 578 amino acids. Lineage: Eukaryota; Metazoa; Chordata; Actinopteri; Syngnathiformes; Syngnathidae. Gene Ontology annotation, molecular function: xylose isomerase activity.
CAAAUUACAGCCCACAUUGAAACCGUCGAGGAAGCAUACCAUCGUCGAGAGAAAUGGAAAGAAGGUGGGAUGAAGUAUUCAAUUUUCUCUCUUGUGGCGCUUAUCCCGCAGAGAUGACCAGAUGUCAACGGCAGACCCUCAGAAAAUAUGCAGCAAAAUUUUCCAUUCAUGAUGGUGGACUAUACUAUGGAAAAACACCCACAAGGAGAGCAGUGAAAUCAAAGGAGGAAGCUGUGAGUCUGUUCCAGAUCUAUCAUUCAACUCUCAAGAGUCGACACACUGGCGUCCAAAAAACGAGAGCUGCCCUGUGCAGCAGAUUUUUUUGGAAAGGCAUUACCACCGACGUUGAUAAAUGGGUGUCAGAAUGUGAAUGUUCAAAAGUGCGGCCACAUCUAAAAAUCAUCAAGAUAUAUUCAGAAGAUUGGGAAGGGGUACGUGAGAAAAAACCAAACGUUCGUUGUACUGCAAUGGCGGCUCACGAAGAAUUCUUCCCAGGCAUUCCCAAGAUCCAAUAUGUUCCCAAUGCUGGCCCAGGAGAUGUCAUGUGUUUCAAACACUAUCAUGCAGAAGAGGUUCUUUUGGGGAAGACGAUGGAGGACUGGCUGAGAUUCUCGGUCUGCUACUGGCACACUUUCUGUGGAACAGGUGCCGAUCCUUUUGGGCUUCCAACCUUCAAUCGCCCUUGGAAUGAAAAGUCUCCCAUGAAAGCGGCCAAGAUGCGACUGUGUGCUGCUUUUGAGUUUUUUACCAAACUUGGUGUGAAAUAUUACACAUUUCAUGACAGAGACAUGGCACCUGAGGGCUCCACCCUGGAGGAAUCAAACAAGAAUUUGGAUACAAUCACCGAUUUAGCUCUUGAGUUACAGGAGCAGACUGGAGUCAAGGUGCUGUGGGUGACUUGCAACCUCUUUGCCCAUCCAAGGUACAUGAACGGUGCAGCCACCAAUCCAGACUCUCAUGUUCUGGCCUAUGCUGGUGCUCAGGUCAAGAAGGGACUAGAGGUUGCCAAGAAGCUGGGUGCAGAAAAUUUUGUGUUUUGGGGAGGAAGAGAAGGUUUCCACUCUAUCCAUAAUACGGCUGUUGCUGUCGAACUCAGUCACAUGGCCAACUUCUUCAAAAUGGCUAUCAAGUACAAAGAGAAGAUUGGAUUAAAGUGCCAAUUUCUAAUUGAGCCAAAGCCGAAGGAGCCCUGUAAACACCAGUACGACUACGAUGCAAUGAGCGUCAUUGGGUUCCUUAAGCAUUUUGGUCUGGAAAACCACUUCAAGUUGAACAUUGAGCCUAACCACACUACUUUGGCUGGACAUACUUAUGAACACGACAUCGUCAUGGCCUCUGUGUUUGGCAUGCUGGGUUCAGUUGACGCCAACACCGGUUCUCCUGACCUUGGCUGGGACACAGAUCAGUUCCCUAUGGAUAUCAGGAACACAACUUUGGUCAUGAAGACUAUUGUUGAACAAGGUGGCCUGCAGCCAGGAGGCCUAAACUUUGACGCAAAAGUACGCAGAGAGUCCGUUGACCCGGAGGACUUAUUCAUUGCUCACAUUGGCGCCAUGGAUGCAUUUGCACGAGGACUCAGGAAUGCGCUUUCUAUCUGUCAAGAUGGAAUUCUCGAAAACCUGCUCAAGGAGCGCUACUUAAGCUUCAGCCAUGGAAUUGGACUGAAAGUGGAAGAAGGUUCUGCUACUUUGGAGGAGAUGGAGGCUUUUAUCAAGGAGAAUGGUGAGCCGAAAUUAACAUCAGGGAAGCAAGAAAAAUAUGAAUCUAUCUUCAAUUACUAUGUGAAAUAAAGAUUCUUCCAUUGUUGGGACUAUUUUAAAAGACAAAAGGCAUGAGGGCACACGAACUGGUUGCCAGCCCUUGAAAAUGGAGAAAUGUAAUUGUGUUUAACCCAGUGCUUAAACCUCGGAGAACACAUUCAACUAAUUGUACUGUUUCAUUAUUUCAUUUGUAAUAGUAAUACGGUCUUGGGUGUAAUGCAGAACAUUAAAAGCACAUUCAAUGGACUUUUAUUGUUGUUAAUUAAAUAGCCCAGAUAAUGCUAUGAAAACGAUUACAAAACAUGUUCAUAUGCAGUUCAAGUGUAUGUGUGAUCAAACUAUUACACAACACUUCAUUUUGCUGCAAUAUUAAUUUAUUAUUCAUGUGGAAAGUAUAAAGAUUUAAAAAAUAUGAGCCAACAGUACAUCAGCCAAUUAUGAAUUUUUCUUUAAAUAUUUAUAAUACACACAGAGCAUCGAUCUGACAAUUAAUAUACAGAAAUGCAAUAUACAGAAAUGAAUGUACCUUUUAAUCCUCACCACAACUAUUUUGUAGUCAUUUUCUAUGAUAUAUAGUACAGGCCAAAGGUUUGGACACAUCUUCUCAUUUGUGCUUUUUCUUUACGUUAAUGACUAUUUACAUUGUAAAUUCUCACUGAAGGUAAUAAAACUAUGAAUGAACACGUGUGGAAUUAUGUACUUCGCAAAAAAAAAAAAAAAAAAAGGUGAAAUAACUAAAAACGUAUAAUAUUCUAGUAUCUUUAAACAAACAGUUUGCUGAAGACAUGUCAACAAAGCACAUGGAUUACUGGAACCAUGUCCUAUGGUCUGAUGAGACUGGCAGGCUUUCUUGUGUACUGUCUUCAGAAGAGGCUUCCUCCUGGGGUGACGUCAAGCCAUGCACACCAAGUUGAUGUAGAGUGCGGCGUACUGUCUGAGCACUAACAUGCUGACCCCCCACGUCUUCAAUCUCUGCAGCAAUGCUGACAGCACUCCUGUAACGAGUCACAUGACAUUUUGGAGGGAAAAUGACAAGCAGUACUCAAUUUGGACAUUUAGGGAUGUACGUUUUUUCAAAGGGGUGUACUCACUUUUGUUGUCAGGGGUUUAGAUAUCAUUGGCUAUAUUUUGAGUUAUUUUGAGGGGAAAAUAAAUUUAAUCUAAUAUAUAAGCUGUACACAGACUACUUUUCAUUGUGUCAAAAGUGUCAUUUUGUCAGUGUUGUCCCAUGAAAAGAUAUACU